This is a messenger RNA of Salmo salar (Atlantic salmon), 2541 nucleotides long. Its product is annotated as ubiquinone biosynthesis monooxygenase COQ6, mitochondrial. Gene Ontology annotation, cellular component: mitochondrion. The record is from RefSeq and is a predicted model, not a curated record. NCBI's taxonomy places the organism in Eukaryota, Metazoa, Chordata, Actinopteri, Salmoniformes, Salmonidae.
CAUGGCUGGAUUAUAGAAUGGCCAACGCUGCGAUUAGGACAUAUGCAAGGCGAGUUUAGUCCUGAUUAAAAACAUCCCAACAAUACAGUUGGAGGUGUUUUAGGGUUCGACGAGUCCCACGUUACGUUGUUUUAAAGAUGCAUAGUCUCACUAAAGCAACGCUGGUUUUAAAUGGAAUUGGGCAGCGGUGUGUUGCUGUGAAUCGUUUUUCAGGAGCAAGAAUCAUUUGCAGGGGACUCGCGUGUGCAGCAGAACAUGGGGAACAUGAAAAUUAGCUUUAUGAUGUCAUUAUAUCUGGAGGAGGAAUGGUUGGGACCACUAUGGCUUGGUCUUUAGGCACGGAUCCAAACUUGGAGGGGAAGAAGAUUCUGCUGCUUGAGGCAGGCAACAAAAAAGUGAUGGACAAGGUCCCAGAUGCCUAUAGUAGCAGAGUCAGCUCCAAGCCUGGCUCUGCCACCCUCCUCAGUGGUGUUGGAGCAUGGGAUCACAUUAUGAACAUGAGAUGUAAGCGCUAUCAGAAGAUGCAGGUUUGGGAUGCCUGCUCAGAUGCCCUGAUUACAUUCGAUAAGGAGAACCUGCAGGACGAGAUGGCAUACAUUGUGGAGAACGACAUCAUUGUGGCAGUCCUAACUAAACAGCUGGAUAAUCUCUCUGGUAAGAAAAGCAGCUUCAUGUACAGUCCAGUUGCAUUGAUGAUUUUCACAUGAAUCCCUCUCUAUGCACCAGCAGUGAUGUGACUCUCUCCUUAGAGGACCUCUUGAUUCCAUUGACAUCCUGUUAAUGAGCACUGGGUCUGGCAGCUCAUGUAAUGUCACCACAUUUGUUCCAUCCUGUCUCUGUGUUUUAUUUAUUUGUACUUUCCCCAGUGUCUGUUUUUAAAGACCAGUGCAGCUCUUGGACACAUCCAGGUUUUUCCUGCUAUUUCAAUCAAGUGCCAUAUUCCCUGUGUGCCAGUUAAAGCACUCCAUAGACCCAGUGCCAUGGGAAGACACGUGCAGUGGUCCAGUGACCUAUUUAAUAUUGACAUGUGCUUCCACACCAUGAGUGCUGAUGUUGUAUUGUUGCUGAAAUUAGACAGACUUUUUUGAGGUUCACAAAUGAAACUUGAGCACUGCCGUGUGAUCGACUGUAAAACUACAUAUUUAUAAACAGCCUUUUUAACAUUUUGCACUAAACAGAUUUUCCUUACGUGCAUCAUGUUGGUCCUCUACUUUCUUUUUUCUUCCUUUGUUCAUGAUGUUUCUCUGCUUCUGAGGAAGUACAUGAAAAGCAUGCACUGAGCCAGCUGGUUUUGUAGUAACUCUGCUCUCCAAUCACUGCAAGCCAAUAUUUGUCACUCGUGUUCAGGACUAGUAGUCAAUCUGCGGAUGGGAACCUCUUCAAGUGGGCAAAGCCAAGCGUAAUUCCAGAUCCUUUCUUGUUCGGGAUGACUGGCUACUGAUAUUCCAAGAAAGUGGGAGUUUUUAGUGCAACCCCAACAUGCUGGCAGCAAGUGGAAAGUGUGGCAUGGUCUGCUUGUAGAUAAACACUAUUAGUCAAUCCUAUGCGGCAAGCCAAGACCAUUUAGAAGAUUGUCAAUGUGAGCUUCGGCAACUGGUCCCUGCCAGAGAGGGAAACCAGUGGUGUUUUACGAGGUGGUUUGUAGAUCCUCCACUGCUUUAGUCACUUACAGCCAAACCUUACUCUCUUUUUUUUCCUUUUUGGAGGAAACAAGUAGCAAAGCCUUAAUUAGUGUGACCAAUGCUGGUCCCUUUCUUGUUUAGUGAAAAUAGGGGUACCCAUUUGACCUAAAACAAUUCUCUGUGGCGAACCCAGGCUCUGCUUUUGACCAGCUUUUUCUCAGUGUUUUGUCUGUCAGAUCAGGUGAAGAUCCAGUACAAAACCAAGGUGGUGAUGUAGACUUGGCCCAAGUCCCACCAGGUAGCUGAAUCCAUCCCCUGGGUUCAGGUCACCCUGGCCAAUGGACAGACGUUUCAAACCAAACUACUGGGCCGUCCAACAGCUGAGUAGUAACUCUUUUGUUUUAUGGAUGUUGUGAAUGUUAUUGUUUUUUAGCAUUUGACCAUGAUUCUCUAGGCUAUAACCACUGUGAUUGGCUGUUUUUCAGAUUGGAGCAGAUGGGCCAAAUUCGAUGGUGAGGCAGGAGGCGGGGAUACCCACGAUCAAGUGGAAUUACGACCAAUCAGCUGUUGUGGCUGUCCUGCAUCUGUCCGAAGUCAGAUGUACAUCUUACAACCUGUCAAUUUCACCAACACACCCUGUAUUACCAUAUAAUAACACCUAGAAGGGAUACUCAUUAUUUUCAUGUUUUACAGUAUAUACCCUUCUUAUACAGCCAACAGAGAACAAUGUUGCGUGGCAGAGGUUCCUUCCAACAGGACCCAUAGCAAUGUUACCGUUGUCGGGACACAGAGAGCUCUUUGGUGUAGUCGACCAGCCACCGCCGUGCUGAGGAGCUACUGCAGCUAGAUGAGGAGAGCUUUGUGGACACCAUCAACUCUGCCUUUUGUGAGUCAGGCCUGACCCUACCAAAUCAGCUAA